AUGCCAAGUAAACGUGAAAAAUCUACUGUUCCUAGCGAAGAACUAAUAAAAAGCAUAAACGAAAUAAAAAAGAAAAUUCAACUCUCUGGUAAGUACAUUGAUAUUAUGACGUUAUAUUACACUCGGCAUUAGCAAAUAACUUUAGAUAUUCAUUCGAUUAUUAUUGGCGAUAGACAUAAAUAAUAUUAUAUUAGGGCAAAUAUUUAUACGCCCUGAAAACCUUUAUAUACGGCUGUAAAUAUGCACAAGAAAAUAAUACCAAUAGUAGACACAAGUACCAAAAUAUGUUCUUAAAAUAUGGUUUAAAAAAAAAUUUUUCAAAAAUUGUAUUAUAUUAUAAUAAUACCUACUUGAGAGCGACACAUUUAUAAAUAAUAUGUUAUCUAAAAAACCUACCACUGUCAUCAGCCUGCUGAAAUUUAUGAAUCUUGAACAAUGUUAUUUUGUAUUUCGUUGAGUUGAAAAUGGCCUAAAAAUAUACAAAAUCCUAAAAUAUACUCUAAAAGUCCAAAAACGCCAAACUAGGCUAAAUAAAAUGUGUUUAUGGUUUAAUUUAAAAUGUUAAGACAUUUCGGUACCUGUAAACUGACUUUUUUUCGAAGAACCAUUCAAAAUAUGCAAACGCAUGAUCUAUCAUAAUUAUUAUAUUAUAUAUGAAUACAAGAUAAAAUAAUUUUUGAUUCGCCAUAAUAUUUAUGUAUUAAGUAACUCAAAUGCGAAUAAUAAUAUAGGUACUAACAAAUGUACUAUUUUUUUUAAUACAUUCGCCAAAUAAUAAUACAAUAUUUUAAUCGUCGAUAGAUGAAAUAUUUUUUCAUUUGAAAUACACUUUAUACAUAUUAUUGGUACUAUCGUACACGUUGAAUCGAUUUUGGUUACCAUUUUUUUUUUCUUCAAAUAAUACCAAAACUAUAUUUUUUCGAAUAACAAACCUAUAUAGGAACGCUAAUACCUAUAUAGUUGUGUGCGGUUAACCGCCAGCGGAAUCGUUCUUAUGUAUUUUCAAUCAGUCUUACUCUACUGAUGUUGUUGAAAAAAAUAAUAAAACAUACAUUAUAUACCAACAUCUUGUUUGUUACACUAUAUAUUAUUAUGUUCUCAACCAAUUACAAAGUAUACUCGGCAAGUCCACAAACCAACACGUAUAAUAGGUAUUUGUCAAUGUAUAAUAUAAAUAAGUGCAUUAACUAUUCCAAGUAAUUUCUCGAAAUUUUAUUCGAAAAUAUUAUAUUUAACAAUAAAAAAACGAUAAAAAAACUUCACACGAUUAAUAUAGUUCAUUAUCAGCGCGUUCGACUCUUCAACACCGCUCGGAUUAAAUACAACGCUAUAAUUAUAAUUUGUAUUUAGAUCAAUGAAACUGCGCCGUUACAAUAAAAUCCUAUUAUAAAACCCGAUUAUAAUACGUAUUAAAUAAGAAUCGGCUGUCUAUUAAGUAAACGUUUUAACGUUUUAUGGAUCUGGUGGAAGAAUGGGCUUUAUAUUAUUAUCCCAUUGAAUGUAGCGUAAAACAAAAAAUUAUUUAGAAUGGAAUUUUUCUAGAACUCUUGCCAUUCUAUUUUAGACAAGAUUUACUGUAUAUUUAUAACGAUUGGCGAUUUUAUGUGUUUUAUAUAUAGAGGGCCAGAAAAAAGCGCAAUACGAAGAAUGCGAGGAAGAAAAAAAAAAAAACAUCGAGAAGAUUCAAAUAUUAAAACGCGAUAUAAAACAAAUACACCAAAUAAAAAGACAGGAAUCCACGGUGGGUUCCUAUGUAUUAUGUACUUUAUAUUUUACGAAAACAUAAGUAAAUAUAACGUAUAUGUUUUUUUUAUUCGUUUACAGUGCGUAGACGCGUUGCCAGAUACUAAAACAGACCAACAAAUUACAGUUUUAAAAAGAAAAAAAUAUCACGAAGCGUUAGAUAUUUUGGAUAUGAAAUUGAUCGACAUAAAGAAAAAAACCGAUCUAAUUAGACAUGAUAUCAAACAGGUAAUAUUUAUACGCAUAUAUAAUAACCUGUUGUAACCUAGAUCAAUUUUAUGCGUUUCUUGACUGCUGCACGGUUUGGUAAUAUAAUACAUAGAAAAGAAUCAAGUUGAACGACUUGUUUGGAAGAUGGAGCGACAUGCGGUCAAAGGUUAAUUCUAUCGUAGACAAGGAUUCAAAUACAGUUAAGGUAGUAUGAGAUAUUCGCGAUUUACGCGUCUAAAUUAAUUUUUGUUACAUUUUCCAAUAUUUAUAGACACUAUCGGCACUCGAAAAUCGAUCUCAUCAGAUAGAAAUGAGCCGAAUGGAAGCGUCACACGUGACGCGCAAAUACAGGUCCAUUAGAAGUCGGCUUUUGGAGGAUUCGGUGGUAUUCGACUCUACUCUGGACAAGUUGGAAAAAACGAUAAAAAUACAACAACGUGAAAUUCAACGAUUGGAAGUAUUUAAAAAUCGUAUCUGUCUAUAAAUGUCUAUACUUAAUUUCAAUAUCGUUAAAAUUAUUUUAUUAAGAAAAUUAACGAAGAAGCCAUUAAGUCGAGGGACAAGACCCGAUUUGUGUUACAAAAAAAAGAAACAAACGCGACUAACAUAGCGAAAUUCCGUAUGAAACAAGUAGAACAAAUCCGGUAAGUUAAAAUAUCGUAUACCUAGUGAUAGUGGCUAUAAUAUCACAAUAACAUCUAUGUCUACAUCUAAAUGUGCGUGUGUAAUCACUUUGUUUACCUCUAUAUACGUCAUAUUGUUAUUAUUUGUGUAGAGCUCAAGUUGAAGAGAGAAAAAUGGAACUGGAAAAGCUGGAAAGAAAGAUAUUUCCCCUGGGGCAGAGAGCUACGCACCAAGAUUCAAUUCCCAGUUCUUCGGAAGAACAGCGGUUAGGAGAUAAUGGUUCGUCGGACAGUCAAGAGAUUUCUGACACGCCGUAUUUUAAACUGAAACAAGUCACCGGUAAUGAUGUCAUAAAUAAAACUAUAUACGCUUAUCGGCCUAUUGUUACAUGAUGGAGAAAUAUGCGGUUAUAACACUACCGAACAAUAUUAAUAUUUUUAAUUUAAUUUAUAUUAAUAUAUAUUAUAUGUAUCUACUUUUGUGUUCGAUUAAAAUAAUGGUACAUAAACUUUUAAUAACAAUAAUAAUGUUUACUUGAGUAAAAAUAUACGAUACAGGCUCAAUCGAUAGCGAAGACGUACGGAGAAAGUUUGUAGCGCAGAAGGAGACCAAAAACCGACUGACUACUCUGAAAACCACCACCGAGAAACAAAAAAAAGACCUUCAACUUAAAUGCCAGCAACUCAACGACGAGUUCGAACAAUGCCGAUUUUCCGACGCCCAGGACAAAGAACAGUACGUUAAAGUGUAAUAUAUUUUACUAAAACCUCUUGAGAUCACAAUAUAUAAUUAUGUACCCUCCAGCAUCGAUUCAAAACCGUCUGUUAAAAAUCUGUCUGUACAAUAAAAUUAAACAAAUACAUAUACCUGCACUCAAAAUUUGAAAGUCACUCUCGAAGACCAACAAAAAUAAUAUAUUAUGUGGAGACCGAAAAAUUACAUUUCUGCAUAUAGUUUUAAAAAAACCUAUAUUCAUUCUAAUUGUUUCAGAUAACUGUUAAAUUAAUAUUUGAAGAAUUUUAAAAAAAAUAAAAAACAAUAUUAAGGUCAUUAUUCUUUGGCUAUAAAUAAUGCUUCGUGUGGAGCGAGAAUAAUUUUAUACUCUCGUCGAUCAACCGAAAACUAGCUAUACAUUUCGUACUGUUUAAAUAAACUAAUAAUAAUAUAUCUUCUAACAAUUAUUAUAUAAUACAGGAACGACGAAGAAACGGAAAAUCUCAAGAUGAAAAUUAUCGAAGAGACCAACAAGCUUGCGCGUUUAGAAAAAGAACGGUCCGAAUUAUCGAAUCAAAUCGACUCGACGCUGUUCAGACUGUACGAUAUGUGCCUGGCGUUAAAGGAAGCAGACAGCGCGCCAGUACCGGACAAAUGUCCGAGUAUCGACAAAGCGGAUUGGUUGAUAUGUCUGUUGCAGACUAAAUACCAAAACAUAACGAGAAGUCACAGCGUGCCGGAUAAAGACAAUCGUAGUGAAACGAAGGGAAAUAUUAAAAGCAAUGUGCGUCGCCGAUUUAACAUCUGUGAUACAAACCCUGUGGCUUGGUGCUAUGUCAUAACAAAACAAAUUGCUUUUAAAAUUAAAUAAUUACAUUUUAAACUUAGCCCACGUCAAAAAAUUUAAUUUAGUCAUCAAAUCACCAAAAAUAUAACGUAAAGUCCAUAAUUAUUGUGAUAUAUUUCUUCUUCUCCUCCGCCUUCAUCCCAACUAUUUGGGAUCGGCCACUCUCGUCCUAAAAUUCCACUUAAAUCGUUCCCCCAUAUCAUCCUUGCAUAUACCCGCCAUCCUCAUAUCAUUUUCAAUCACAUCCAACCGCCUUUUGUGCGAUCUUCUUCUCCCUCUCUUUCCUCCUACGUAUACUUUCGUUACAAUUCUUACUACUUCUUAUUCGUCUUUCCUCAAGACAUACCCAAACCAUUUCAAUCUAUUUCCUCUCAUCUCUUUUGUCCGCUAUUGAAGCCACACCUAAGGUAGAUUCAUUCUUAAGUCUCAUUUGAAUCCUAUUGUCACCUAGCGAUUCUCUCUACUUAUAAUCUUGUGUUUCAGAUCCUCGUCAAAAUCAACGGUUUUUUUCAAACAAAAAAUCCUAAGUACUUAAAAGCUCUCAAUUUCACCAAUUAAUAAAUAAUUGUCACAUAAUUAUUUUAAUAUAUUUGUAAAAAAAUUGCAAUGACCCAUUUGGCAUUUUUGGCACCAAGCAUCAUAAUUAUAUACGCACGUCUGAAUUAUAAAGAAAUAUUUGCAUUGUUAUAUUAUUUCAGGAUGUGGCAACGCUGUGGUCAUUAGACGACGAUGUUGUGGAGCCGGCGAACAAAGACCAGGAGGAAAAACCCAUUCCGAAUAGAUAUUUCAUCAAGAAACAAGCGCAAAUAGUGGUCGAUUCGAAGAUUAAAGGGAAAAAAGGGAUUAAAGCGCCGAAAGGUGCGAUCCAGAGAAUUUGAUCAAUUAUAUCAUAAUUGGUUCCCGGGAAGAAGUUUAAGAAUAAUUUCCCCUUCUAUUUUUUUUUUUUUUUUUGUUGUCUAAAUUGCAUAAGUGUAUACAUUUUAAAAACUAGUAUAUGCAGUGCAUGGAUAGUAUUAGUGUAUUAUCAGUUUAUGUACAACUGUAUAGGUAUUUUCAAAAUGUAAUUUACACGCAUACAAAACUAUGCGAAAUUGACUUGAGCCUUUUCUUCUCCGGUACCAAAUAUAUAUCCGUAUGUACAUUAUCACUACGGAUUUAGAUCCAUA
This is a messenger RNA of Cinara cedri, 5304 nucleotides long. Lineage: Eukaryota; Metazoa; Arthropoda; Insecta; Hemiptera; Aphididae. The record is from the annotation of a GenBank genome assembly.